Messenger RNA from Micropterus dolomieu (smallmouth bass), 329 nucleotides. Its product is annotated as heat shock 70 kDa protein 4-like. The transcript is spliced from 3 exons. Gene Ontology annotation, cellular component: cytosol; nucleus. Gene Ontology annotation, molecular function: ATP binding; ATP-dependent protein folding chaperone. Gene Ontology annotation, biological process: protein folding. The record is from RefSeq and is a predicted model, not a curated record. Lineage: Eukaryota; Metazoa; Chordata; Actinopteri; Centrarchiformes; Centrarchidae. The annotation marks the transcript as partial.
CUCAGGGCAAGAUGAUCAUGCAGGACAAGCUGGAGAAGGAGAGGAAUGAUGCAAAGAAUUACGUAGAAGAGUAUGUGUACGACAUGAGGGACAAACUACAUGGCAUGUUGGAGAAGUUUGUCAGUGAGUCUGACCGAGAUGCUUUGUCAGUAAAGCUGGAGGAUACUGAAAACUGGUUGUAUGAAGAUGGAGAGGACCAACCCAAACAGGUGUACAUUGACAAACUGGCAGAGUUGAAGAAACUUGGCCAGCCCAUCCAGGAGAGGUACAUGGAGGCUGAAGAGCGACCUAAAGCAUUUGAGGAGCUGGGAAAACAAAUCCAGCAGUAC